This is a messenger RNA of Pelodiscus sinensis (Chinese soft-shelled turtle), 5164 nucleotides long. It is a transcript of the gene DPH3, whose product is annotated as diphthamide biosynthesis 3. Lineage: Eukaryota; Metazoa; Chordata; Testudines; Trionychidae. Gene Ontology annotation, biological process: protein histidyl modification to diphthamide. Gene Ontology annotation, molecular function: metal ion binding. The record is from RefSeq and is a predicted model, not a curated record.
AGGCGCCGGGGGAGAGGUGUGAAGCGCAAGCGCACUAGUGCCUGCCCUGUCAGGAGCUCUGCCCCAGGGCAAGCGAGAGGGAAAAACUAGCCGCUGGUACAGCCGCGCUGCUAGGUGACCAACACCUUCACCCACGGUUCUGAGGCAAGCAAUGCUGCCUCCUCAUUGGCGCCCCGCGGGCUGUGACACAUAAGGCAGAGCCUAUCAGAGAAACGUGCGGCGGCCUGCCGGAAAAUGGAUGACGGCGCACGAGCAGUGCGCUUCCGGCUUGACAGGCGAUUGGCGCACACGGAAGAGCCGCGCCGGAAGUAGGCGGGUGACGUACUAGAUGUGAGUCCAGGGGCAGGCAGGCUGGCGCAUGCGCAGUUGAGAGCCGGCGGCGCGAAGUGACGAUGUCGGUGUUCCACGAUGAGGUGGAGAUCGAGGACUUCGAGUACGACGAGGAGACCGAGACCUACAGCUACCCGUGCCCGUGCGGGGACCGCUUCCUCAUCACCCGGGAGGAUUUGGAAAAUGGGGAGGAUGUGGCCACCUGCCCCAGCUGCUCCUUGAUUAUAAGGGUGAUCUAUGACCAGGAACAGUUUGUGUGUGGUGAAGUAGUCUCAGCACCUACAAGCAAGGAGUUGGUUAAAUGCUGACGAAUGCAAUAUAGACUCUGUUCUUCUAUAACAGAAAAAAAUAUGCGAUGUCAAUGUGGAAAAGACUCACAAAGUUCUAUACUUCUAGAGAUAUUUGCUCCUCGGAUACCAAUGCAGUGAUUGGCUACUAUCAGCUCCCUCUGGUAGUUAUGAAAUAACCUAAAACAUAAGUUGCUUUCUGCCUGAAAGCAUAUAAUUCUUAAAUUACUGUAAAAUGUUUUAAGACUUUGAGAAGCUCUUGAGGAUAGGAAUGCAAAUCAGAGAAAGCUUUUUCCAGUCCAUUGUGUGUAAGGUUGUGGAAUUUUUAUGCCAAAUCUAGCUAAGGAAUAGUUGUUCUCCAGUCUCUGGACCAGGAGACACUCUUUGGUGCUACACUGAAUGAAAUACUUGGAUCAUUGACCACUGGAGGCUUAAGAACAGGUUGUCUCUCUGUUAAUGAGAUCUGUUACAAAAUGAUUCACCACUUGGAAAAGUUGGACUGUUAGGAUGAUAGAAGAACUUUUAUGGUUUGAGCAAUAGAAAGUGUUUGGUUAGAAACAAACACAGCUGCGGUUUCAGUCUCCAGUAGGUACAACUUAUUUGUUGCACCUGUCAUAUCUGUUGUUCACUGCAUUAAAGUAAACAUCUUGCAUCCUAGGAUAUUAAGCAAUGGUUUAACUGGAAAUGGCUGCCAAGCUAAACUUACUUAAACUAAAUAACUUCCAAUUCUCUUGUUUACAUUGUGAGAAGUGAGACCUGGUGUGUUCCGUUCAGUAAUACUCAUGCAGGCCUGGGUAACUUCCCAUGAAUGUACAUUCACUCCUAUUGUGAUGAAUAGAUGUAACUGGAGGCAGCAUUUGAUCCAGUUUUUUCUGAACAACUUUGAUUAACUCAUCUGACCCUACAGCAUCAAAUAGUAAAUAGUACUGAGAAUAGCUCGCAGCCUGUUUGUCAGUGUAUGAAAAGUGUAGUUCUGUUUUAUUGUAUUUCUCAACAUUUAUAUUGGGCUUUACCAAUGUGGACUUUGAUCCAAUACAUACUUUCCCAGCAAGAAUGUCCAUGUAGGGAUAUGAGAGGUUAAUCGGUGAGGGUUGGAGCAGCUCCCCACUUGCCCUAGGGCAGGGCUCUGGGGACAGAAUGCAUUGCAGGCAGGGGCUGCUCCAGUCAUCCAGAGCAGCCCCUGCCUGUUGCAGGGUGAGGCUGCUCCAGCCCUGCUGCAGCAGGCUUCCCCCACCCCCGUUAAUUGUUUAAUUGAUUAACCGUUACAGUGUAAUGUUUAAGCAUUUAAACAAGAUUUUUACAUCCUUAUUUUCAUGUGCGGACUUGCACAUGACUAAAUGGUGGCUUUAAGAUAGAGAGAACUUUGAAAGAACACUCCAAAAUACUCUUCUUUUUGAGCUUAACAACACCUACGUGGUGUGUUUACUACUCCAGUUGCUCCGUUUGGGCACUUAAUAUAAAAGUCAGUUUCACUAUUUCUAGCUUUCCUGUGCUAACCGAAUCCUACGAUAAGUGAGUUGUACAUGAGGGUAUAACUAAAUCCAAACAAAAUCAUAGAGAAAAAUGUUAUGACACUUAGUAAAAUCUUGAUUUUGCAAAAUGUAGGUGGUUCAAAAAUGUGUCCGUUCACUACAAAUUCUCAAUCUGAGCUGGUGAUAACCAUAACUUUUGUUUCAGUGGUUGGCCAUGAGGUGGUGCUCACACCACUGGAUUCCUAUGUUUUAAAACUACUUUGGUCUUGAUUUAUUUAAAAUAUAUUUUUACAAAUAUUUAUUUUGUUUAUUUAAAUAAAAAAAUUUAAAUGACUAAUUGUAAUGGACCAUUAUUUAUUCUAAUUUUUUAGCACCUAGAACAAUGGGGCCCUCUUGUAUUGAUACUGAUUUGGCAUAAGGAGUUAAAGGUCUUUGAAUUCUUUUACUGUCCAAUAUUAAAUAGUGAUAGUCUAGGUUACUUUUUACAGAAAUCUUUGCAGACUCGCAAAAACAUUCAUUUAGGUUGAAAGCUUAUUGAUUAAACAUAAAGAGAAAAAGGAGUUUAAAAUAAGCAUUUAUAUUGAAACGGUGGUUGAAUGAUUAUAUCAAACUUAGACUAUAUCAGUAUAAACAUCAUUAAUAAUUUUUUAUUUCAAAGAAAGUUAAAUUUACACUUGCUCUUGAUGUGUGGAGGUCAUUCACUUAUCACUUAACAAAUAGACCGAUACAAGGUAGCACAGAAACAGAAUAGAAAAAAAUAGGUCACACACAUUUAGUUGAUAUUUUUUGGAAAACUGGACUGCUGGUUCACUGUAAGUAAAUGUUUUAGCUGGCAUGUCAACCAUGACACCUGCUGCUUAGACCUUGGUUCAGGCUCUGGUCAGGGACGUCAUCUGAUUGGAUCCUUUCUCCUUAAACGUGGAAGGAUGAAUGCUGUAGAGUUGAUUUCAGCAUUCAAUGAAAAGCUCAGAGAAUUGAGAGGAACAAAAACAAGGGAGAUUGAAAACAGCACAACAAGGGAAAGUCAACUAGAUAUUUCCCCACCCGGGGGUAAGGACCAGAUGUCACCAUGAUUGUUGACUUUCAGUGCACUCAGAUGAAAAUAAAAUUCCUUAAGCAGGAACAAAGCCAGCUGGUUUUCCUCUUGAGAAGGAAGUCCCUUAGCCUUGUCUGCUCUUUCUGCCUUGAGGUUGAGGAAGCUCAGAUGAGUCCCAUUAUUACAGAGGAAUGUAUCAGGAUUAAUGAGUUGGGAGAGAAGCUGGGGGGAGUUACUUCUUUUUCAUGUCUGAAAGAGAAACCGUGGGUGCUGAAUUUUAUCCUAUUAUUUUGUAAACUAAUUAAAUUUAUUUCUGUAAAGCCAAAUGUGGCAGAGGUUGUUCCCACCUUUUCUUGUUUACUAAAUAUGAUCUCGCCACAGUCUUUGACUAUUAUUUAUAGGCCUUUUUUAUUUGGACUAAUUUAAAUUUUCUGAUUAGUUUUCAUGGACCUGUCUAUAACAUUCAUUUAUUGAAAACAACUGCGCUUGUUUUCUGUGAUUAAUUCCUAGUUAGGCAAGAAGUCUUAGGAUGUAGUUACAUUUUGUGAACUUGCGUGUACUUCACACAAUGGAAUUUAGGCACAUUUUUAGGUCUAAUAAUCAUAGUAAGACUGAAAGUGACUGACUGCCCACUAUUGUAAUAUAAGUAAAGCCCUUAAUAUUUGCUUGUACUAAACUUGUCAGAAAAAUUCCUGUUUUCUAGCUACAUUAAUCUAAUGAUGGGAGUGGGUCAAUAGUGACUAAUACGACUAUGUAGUUAAGGAGUCUGUUGUAUCAUUAUGGCUAUUUUAUUGCUACACAUAAUGAAGAAAUCAAACAGGGAUUCUAGACACCACUGUUGUUUCACAGAAUUAACAAGGCUUUGUAUUUUCAUCAGGAGUAAAAUAAGAAAUAUUUUUUUCAUCUUCAAAGAGAUUAUAAAUACAGAACUGAAAGGAGUAGCUCAUCUGAUAUGAGGGAUUUUGGUAGAUUGUCUCUAUUCUCUGCCAGCCUUGGCUCCAAAUCUACUUAUUUAUGAGAAUGUUCUAUGUCUGUAUUAAACUCAGAAAUAAAAAAAAAUAAUGCUGAACAUUAUCAGGCUGUGGAAUUUGCCUAGAACCUAUCCCUUCUGCUCCAUAAUCCAAACUGUCAUUUAAAAAUAUAGCGGUUUAAAUUUGUGAAGGGUAUACAAGCCAAUGCUACAAUGUCUUCUGAGUCUGAACAGCCUGCAAUAAUUUCUCCUUCUUGGACCCUGAAUUAAAAGAGAGCUGCAUCUUAUGCUAUUGUACUGAAUGACAGUUCAAAUACAUAGAUAAAGUUUGUGUCUAUACACCUGGAAGUAAGAAUACUGCAUAAUAAUUAUAGGAAAUUGCAUAAGGACAAUAACAGCUAAAUAUAACUCAUCAUUGGUAUCCGCCCUUGGUGAACUUAAUUACUUUUCCUGUAACUUCUGUAUUGCCAUUGUUUCAUGUACAUUCGAAUAAUUCUCUUUUAGUAUCUUAUUUUCCUCUCUAGACAAGUUCUGUGGUGGUCUUUAAUUUAUUUUCAGUAAUGCUAAUGGCAGACAUUCAAAUUUUACAUGUUAUCCCUUACCCCCCAAAAAAUCAUGAAAUUGAGAUUUUAGAAAUUGCAAGUUGAGGAGUUUUUUUUUAUUUGUCUUUUGGUAUUGGAGCCUUCAAGAUCAUAUUUUCAAGCUUGUCUUUGCAACUGCCAGGGCUAGGAACUUUUUUUUGAAAAAUGAUUCAGUUGAUUAGGUAAGAAUCUCAGCUUUCAAGAGCUGGAGCUCUAAGAAAAACUCCAAAUACGGUGAGAUUCACAAUAAAAUUGUGAGAGUUGGUGCUGCUGUGUAACAUUUAUAAUCCAUCUUGGUAACUAUGAUGCCUUUUUGCCUCCUCGUAUUGUGAAGUGUGAUGUUUACUGUUUGGAUUCACCCUUAGUAUUUUUAGGCAAGCCUGCCAACAAAGACACAUCUUCUAUUCCAUGCCUAACUUAUUCUGUCCACCAUAAGGCUAAACAGUUGGAAUAUUGUGACCAUGGACUUUGAUGGGUAGGCUCACAAU